UAUGAAUUUCCCACGUUUGAAAUCUAAAAUAUUCGAAUUCCCAAUGCCCAAAAUUUUAAAUGAUCCAAUUCUAUUAACCUCCCUUCAAGGACCUUUCUCAAAUCUAUCUAACCCUAAUAACCGGCGAACACCCUGUACUCUUAGUCUUCUGUUUCGUGCACCGCCUCCACCAAUAACACAUCAAUUGAUUAGAACUCUCCAUUUCUUCUGGUCAUUUUAUUGUCGUCGCUCACCAACCAUCUCAAUCGCAUUCUCAAUUUCACAUUGCUGCUCUCUCUCUCUCUCUCUCUCUCAUAAAAAACAACGACGUCUUCUUCUUCAAAGCAAUCUCUCCAGCUUCCAUCGACAUUACUUGAUCCACCUCCGGCCAACACCUCCACUCCGCCAACACCGCCACUUCGAUAGCAACCUUUCGGUAACAAUAUUAGAUCGAGAAUCAUAUAACAAUAUUAGGCCAAGGGAAAUCGAGAUAAUGCAGAAAUUGAUAAUUUCCAGUCGAAGCCAUCAGGUUCCUUCACCGUGUCCGGUUGUUGAUCGUGUCGCUGUUACCAUAUGUCGUCGCCGUUAUCAGCGACCGUCUCUGUCCACCAGUGUACAUCGCACGCACCACAAGACACCGAUUAUCCCAUUUGUACGACGACGAUAUCAUCGAGCCUUCAACCACCGAUGAGGGAAGCGGGACGAUCUUUUUUGAGAGCUUUAUGUAAUUUGUGCUUUUUACCCAUGUCAGCUUUGAUGGUUUUGGGCAUGGUGGUGCUUAUUGCUGCUGUAAGCUUAGAUGUGCUCACUGCUGGACAAUUGGUGUUUGGGUACCAAAUAUUAUAUCACAUGAAGACCAUCAACUUCAAAACUCAAAGAAAAGGAAACCAACUUACAUAUCAUCUGAUUCCAUUCUCAAGAAGACAAAGAACAAUACUAAUAAGAUGAAUGUCUAGUUACGUCUAGGUUUUGGUUUGUGAUGUGUUAGUUUUUUUACCAUAAUUUAAAUACUUUCAAUUAGUACAAUUUUUGUUUUUUGGUAUUUUAAUUAGGAAUUUAAUGUAUGGAUUUGGAUUUCAAUUUUUACUAUAUAUGAAAUUAUGCGU
Lactuca virosa is the source of this 1085-nucleotide messenger RNA. NCBI's taxonomy places the organism in Eukaryota, Viridiplantae, Streptophyta, Magnoliopsida, Asterales, Asteraceae. The record is from the annotation of a GenBank genome assembly.